GUAAUGCAGCAGGGCGUGUGCCUCCGCGUAAAAAGUGGGCGUGGAGGAGCAAUCCGGCACCUAUAUAUUGGUGGACGAGGAGACCACUGGCACAGUCAGCUUCGUACCGACUCCACAGCACAACAUGAACGCCAAGAUCGCCAUCCUCCUCGCCCUCGUGGCUGUGGCCGUCGCCGACAGCGACGAGUUCAGAGGCUACGGCUCCCACAGCUCCGAGGAGUCCUACGAGUCCUCCGAGGCCCAGUACAACUUCCAGUGGGCCGUGGACCACGACCCCUCCAGCAAUGAGUACGGCCACCAGGAGGCCCGCGACGGUGACAACACCAAGGGCUCCUACUACGUGGAGCUUCCCGACGGUCGCGUCCAGAACGUUGCCUACUACGUCAACGGUGGCUCUGGCUACAUCGCCGACGUCACCUACACCGGCUCCGUUGAGUCCUUCGAGUCCGACGAGUCCAACGAGUCCUUCCGUUACUACGGAUCCAACGAGUCCAAGUAAACGAUCGUUUCUAGUCCAGCGACCAGCUCAGCAACACUCAGUUCUUGUCCUCUUUUUGUUUAUUUAUUGUCGUUAAAGAAUAUUUCAAGAUGUUGUAAUUUGUUCAAGUCAAAAUAAAAAUCCAUGUGACA
This is a messenger RNA of Portunus trituberculatus (swimming crab), 630 nucleotides long. RefSeq names its product pro-resilin-like. The record is from RefSeq and is a predicted model, not a curated record. The coding region runs from base 125 to 499 and encodes 124 amino acids. The transcript has 3 exons. Lineage: Eukaryota; Metazoa; Arthropoda; Malacostraca; Decapoda; Portunidae. Gene Ontology annotation, cellular component: extracellular matrix.